Messenger RNA from Rhizophagus irregularis DAOM 181602=DAOM 197198, 1236 nucleotides. Lineage: Eukaryota; Fungi; Glomeromycota; Glomeromycetes; Glomerales; Glomeraceae. The record is from RefSeq and is a predicted model, not a curated record.
GAUAAAUACGGUCUUUACACACGUGACUAAAACACGAACAUUAGCCAAAGCAGUUGUAGCGACCGUGACCCAUAAAUAGUGGUUGUAGUUGUUGUUUCAACACGCCUUUCCUUUAAUUUCUUAUAUUUCAAAAAAAAACUCAUUUUUUUAACAUUAUACUGUUCGCUCCCUUUGAGUUAACCUUAAUUAAAAAAAAAAGAAGAUCUAUAGCAAAAUUUUCAUAAAAUAAAAUGUCUCAAUCUUAUCAAAUUCCGUUGGAAAAAGAAAAGGAUAAUAAGACUUCACUCCAGGCACGAAGGUCAGAUUCUGUUUCUGUUACUAUGGUGUCGGCUACACCACCAAAUUCCGCGGCUAAACCAAUUCAGCAACUCCCUGCCUCUACUCUAAGUCACCUUGAAAAUAUUUUUGAGGCUGUCAAGAAACAGGUUUCAAUAUGGGGGGAACGUGCUAGGUGGAAGAUUGAUUUAGUUUUGUUACCUGCUGAAGAAGAAGAAGAUACAGAGAAUUCAAAUCAAGUUGGAGGAUCCUCAAAUCAACAACAGUCUGGUUUACACACUCCUACAAGCGAUAAUGCGGGUGAUACACCAGUAUCAGCUCAUGGUCAGUUACAAUUAACAACAAUAUCAACGCAGACACAGCCACCACAAGUUCAAUUUUAUACACAGGCUGAAAAUGUAAGAGUGGAAAAUCCCAUGCGUUAUACAUUAGACGAUGAUACUAUAGAAAAAUUGGACAUUGAGACGGCAAAACGUAUGCUAAAAGAAGCAAUACUUCACAUUCGUGCCUAUGAAUCAGCAUUAAAUCGCGUGUCUCGCGAAUCAGAGACAAAGGUAAAGGAGGCACAAGCGAGAGCAAAAAAAGCAAAUGAACAAAUUGAAAGCAUGGCGAAAUUCCAUUCGAUAAGAGUUAGCAAAUAAUCAUCAAUUUUAAUGGUUGUUUAAACAUCUUUACAAACCUUUAAUUGUUGUUUUUGUUCUUUUCAGGAAAAAGAAAAGACCAGUAAGCAUUCUGUAGAACUUAAGAUAUUACAAGAAGACGUUAAAAUUUUAAGUCGAAAAUAUAAAGAAGCAAAUGCACAAUUAGCUGAUGUUAAAGCAAAAUAUACUAGUUUACAAGAACAAGUAAUUCGUAGUAAAGAGGUUAGUAAAAAAUAUUCAUAACUUUAUUUUUUUUACACUAUAAAAAGAAGAAAUAUUUGGUUCAAUAUAUAUGCUUCACUUUGCAUCGAUAAUGUUA